AUGAAGCUCAACACCUACGUACCUCUUGUGGCAUUUGCGGCGUUUACUGCUGCUGAACGGCUUCCCUUGAAUCUGCCAAAUCAUGUGCGGCCUCGCCAAUAUUCUGCUCCGCCGCCAUACUCGCCCAUAAGCCCGAGUCCGAGCCGUGGAAGUGGCAGCGCAUCAUCCAGCUCUCCUAGUGGAUCUUUGACCUCGCUGUCUACCGGCGUCUCUUCUACUGUCGACGUGCCAUCUGUCCAAACAUCCUCAUUCCCGCCCAAUGCCACAACAUUCAGUCCUUCGACCAUUGUCACCACAAGCGUUGUUGUCAUUACAUCAGCCAUUCCGCCUCUGCCUACUUCAACUUCUACGGACGCCACUAGGAGCAGCUGGGGGGUCAGCAAAUCUUCCUCCAUCAGCGCCCCGCUUUCCACAGGCCCCCAAUCAUCCGGCACUGGCUACCACUCUUGGCCUCACCACUCUUCACCCGGGUCGUCAGCACCUUACGGGAAUAGCACUACUUCUUCGUCUCCAUGGGGCACAGGCACCGUGUCAACUUCUUCAAGCCCACCCCUGACUUCUGCUCCUAGUAGCAGUCCCUCAGUAGUCACCAGUUCGCCUCCUUACCCUUCCAACGCUACGCUCACAGAGACCAGUACGGGUUCUGUAGCUACUCCCAGCGGAAACGCGACCACAUCCGCAAUCCCCACUUCCUCCGCACACUACAAGCCUCCUGGCAACUGGACUAGCAGUCUCUCCAUCGCAACCGACUCCAUCUUCCCAUCUUCAACCCCUGACGUCUCAACAAUCAGCUGGAUCUCAUUCACAUCGGGAACCCCAUCAGCUACACCCUCAAGUUCAUCUUCUUCAAAAUCCACAAAAUCCACCUCAUCCCGCCGACGCACCACGACCACCAAACGCCGUUCUACAACACGCACUUGGAGUAGAACGCUGACUGUGUCGUUUUCCUCGACAGGUUCCGCUUCGUUUACGCCUACGCCUUCGAGUGAUGUGCCAUGGACUAGUAGUACGACGUCGCAAGAGGAAUCUUCUACGUCAGCUUCAUCGUCUGAAAGUACUGCUACGCCGUCUCCAUCGGAGAGCUGGCCGUCAACUUCUGCUACGUUGUCUGAAUCAGAUAGUUGGACGUCAUCGUCUGCUACGGCAUCUGAGUCGGAUAGCUGGCCCUCAUCCUCUCCGACCUCUUCUUCGCAUAGCACAUCUGAUAAAAUCUCAUCAACCAGCACUCCUAUUUGGCCACCAGUUUCCUCAUCCUCCUCAUCCUCAUCCGACAGCGCCACACCCUCCUCUUCCUCUUCCUCUUCCUCCUCAAGCACUUCCUCAUCCCCUUCAACAAGCACAGACGCAACCGCAUCCUCCUGGCCCGUCACCCCUUCUUCCUCCACCCUCUCCUUCCCCUCUUCCUCCCCGUAUAAGUCAUACUCGACACCACCCUCCACAUACACCGAUGCAACAGCUUCAUCAUGGCCCGUUAACACUCCCUCCCCAUCUCCUCCAUCUUCCUCGCCGUCAUUGUAUACCACGUAUACCUUCACCUCUUCUUCUGCCUCCCACUCCCUUUCUUCCCCUGCCUCCGCCCCGUCUUCCUCCCCCUCUUCUUAUUCCUCAUGGGCUUCAACCUCCUCAUCAUCGACACCCCCAUCUUCUUCCUCGUCCACACUCACCCGCCCAACCACCACCUUCCUAACCACCACGAGCACGAGUAAAUCCCAGGCGUAUGCCCCCGUGCCCCCCGUGCAGACGUAUGCGGACCAGCCGGAGCAGCAGGAGGAAGAGGAGCAGGAGGAGGGGAAUAUGAGGGGGAAAAAGAGGGACAUGGUGGGACUGUGGUUUGUCUAA
This is a messenger RNA of Bipolaris oryzae ATCC 44560, 1839 nucleotides long. RefSeq lists its product as uncharacterized. Lineage: Eukaryota; Fungi; Ascomycota; Dothideomycetes; Pleosporales; Pleosporaceae. The transcript has 5 exons. The record is from RefSeq and is a predicted model, not a curated record. The coding region runs from base 1 to 1839 and encodes 612 amino acids.